AUGUGGUUGAAAUCGAUCUUUUUCUAUAUGCUAGGCUUUCUGCUGCUGAAUGUGGAUGCUGCUCCAACUACUGCUGCGAAAGUUAGUUGGAAUGAUAUGGAUCUAACGAAAAUAUAUCCUCCAAAUCCACCUGUUACGCACCGUGUUUUGAUGACUUUGGGAUAUUACGAUUCUAUUUUGAACAAGGAAAAGGAGUAUGAGAUUGUAAUUGAGUUGUAUGGAACAGUUGUCCCACAGACUGUCAAGAAUUUUGUAGCUCUGUCCAAUGGCGUGCAUUUCAAAUACCACAACGCUGAGGAUCCAGAAGAAGUCCAUGCCUUUACUUUCAAGCAGAGCAUUUUCCACAAGAUUAUCGCUAACAAACUGAUUCAAGGUGGUGAUGUCUUUGAUAACCAUGCAGCUUUAUCGAUCUAUGGACCUUAUUGGGCAGAUGAAAACUUUGAUCUGAAGCACGAUAGACCAGGUAGGUUAUCUAUGGCUAAUAAUGGACCAAAUACGCAAGGUUCUGAAUUUUUCAUAACUACUCAGUUGGAGGCUGCCACUGAGCUCGACAACAAGAACGUUGUUUUUGGGCAAGUCGUUGCUGGGCUUGAGAAUUUAGUUAAUGACAUUCAGUACGUUGAGACAAAUGCUCAAGGCAAACCAGUGGAUGACGUGACAAUUAAGUACAUCUUGGUCGACGAGAUGAUGUUGGGCAACCAAGAGGAACUACAUGCUGCUUAUUUGAAGAGAUUGGCAGAUUUCCAAAGAGGUGACCUCUCGAAGGGUGUUGCCAUGAGCAAAACUAUGGCUGAAGGUGCCAAGGAAGAGAAAGCUUUGGAUGAUAUGAAGUUCAGUGAUUUGCAUCAUCCGUUGUUCAAAGUUUUGCUCGGAAUGGCUGUCCUUGGGAGUUUAUAUCUCUUGGCACGCAACAAAAGAAGAAUAUUUACAAAGUCAAACAAUAUUGUCUCUUUAAGGCGUGAAUAA
Torulaspora delbrueckii is the source of this 966-nucleotide messenger RNA. RefSeq names its product peptidylprolyl isomerase family protein CPR4 (gene CPR4). NCBI's taxonomy places the organism in Eukaryota, Fungi, Ascomycota, Saccharomycetes, Saccharomycetales, Saccharomycetaceae. Gene Ontology annotation, molecular function: peptidyl-prolyl cis-trans isomerase activity. The record is from RefSeq and is a predicted model, not a curated record. The transcript has a single exon. Gene Ontology annotation, biological process: protein peptidyl-prolyl isomerization. The coding region runs from base 1 to 966 and encodes 321 amino acids. Gene Ontology annotation, cellular component: fungal-type vacuole; endoplasmic reticulum.